Messenger RNA from Erinaceus europaeus (western European hedgehog), 390 nucleotides. RefSeq names its product methyl-CpG-binding domain protein 3-like 2B. The record is from RefSeq and is a predicted model, not a curated record. NCBI's taxonomy places the organism in Eukaryota, Metazoa, Chordata, Mammalia, Eulipotyphla, Erinaceidae. Bases 1 to 390 code for a protein of 129 amino acids. The transcript is spliced from 2 exons.
AUGAUUCCCCAGAGAUUACAGAAGAAGAGGAAGCAAGUCCAUCUAGCCAAGACCAAGAAGACACAUCAUGCAGAGACAUUGUCUCCUUUAAGAAUUACCAGCUACAUCUUCAAGAGACCGGUGACAAAAAUAACAUCACAUCUUGGCAAUGAGGUCAGGUACCACAAAGAAAAGGAACUCACCUUGAAGAAGCCCCAGCAGCCGUCUGCGUACAAAAGGCUGUUGGCCCUCUGCAGAGAAAUCACAGAAGAAAAUAUCCACAGGCAGACUCUGAGAGUAAUACAAGCAAGGGAGAGAUUGGCCAGGGCCCUGAAGGAAGACAGGCUCGCCACAGAAGCAGAGAGAGCUGGUGGAGAGGAGGGAUGUUCUGAGAACUCCGCAGAGGGUUAG